This is a messenger RNA of Tuber aestivum (summer truffle), 288 nucleotides long. Lineage: Eukaryota; Fungi; Ascomycota; Pezizomycetes; Pezizales; Tuberaceae. The record is from the annotation of a GenBank genome assembly.
CUGAAUGACAUAUGUGGUGUAGGAGAAAAUUGUUUAUUUGGUAAUAUUCUAAUUGUUUUAGGAGGAGACUUUGCACAAAUUCUUCCUGUAGUUCGAAAGGGUAAUCGAGGUACUACUGUAGAGGCCUGCUUGAGAAGGUCAUUUAUUUGGCCAAAGUUGAAAAUCCUUUUAUUACAUCAAAAUAUGCGGGUCAGAAACAGAAAUGAUGAUCAAGAGUUUGCAACUUGGUUAUCUCACAUGUCCUACUCACCUGAGUAUCAAGGUACUAUCUCUCUUUCAGAGUUCAUU